Funneliformis caledonium is the source of this 144-nucleotide messenger RNA. NCBI's taxonomy places the organism in Eukaryota, Fungi, Glomeromycota, Glomeromycetes, Glomerales, Glomeraceae. The record is from the annotation of a GenBank genome assembly.
AAUGAAGCAAACUUAUAUGCUUUAGAAUUUCAACGGCAGCAAGAUGUUAAACUUAUAAAUGAAUAUCGGCAAAUAAUUAAUGACGAUCAGCAAAUAAUCAAUGAAUUAAAGUCUCAAAUCAAGGAUUUAUUAUUUGAAAAUCAA